AUGGCAAAGUCAAAGGCCGUCGCGAAAUCCGCGCCGAAAAAAGAGAAUGCGCUCGCUACGAAGAAGUCCGCUUCGCCGUACCAGCUGGAUCCCGCGCAGGUUGAACGAGCAGCGAAGGGGCUCAUUACGCAUAUGAAGAAGCACGCACAGGAGAAGGAAGACAAGGCCGACAAGAAAAACCUCGCUGCCGACGACGACGACGCAGCAGACCAGGAUCAGGCCAUCUUCCUCACUGUCACCACCAAGGAGCAUGUCCACGAUACCAGCCGAUUGAAGCCCACAAAACUCCCUCUACCACACUCCAUAAUCGCCAGCGACGUCCGGAUAUGCAUCUUCACCAAAGACCCCCAGCGCGCCUACAAGGACCUCAUCUACGAAUCCUCUGCCUUUCCCGCGGAGCUCCGCAAAAAGGUCGCCCGCGUCAUUGGUGUCGACAAGCUCAAGAAAAAGUGGAAGUCCUUUGAGACCAAGCGCCAACUCCUCGCCGAAUACGACAUCUUCAUGGUCGAUGACCGCGUAACUAAGAUUGUCGCCGAGGCGCUGGGCAAGACCUUCUACGGCACCAAGUCAAAGCGGCCGAUCCCAAUCAAGCUCACCGCUGGCGCAUACAUCGACAAGAGCAAAAAGGAAGACAAGAAGAAGCAGGAGAAUGUUGUGGGCACGCCCGCGGGUGUGGCAAAGGAGAUCGAGGCGGCGCUUAGCGCGACGUAUGUCAGUAUGAGCGCUUCGACGAACACCUCGAUCAAGGUCGGAAAGCAGUCUAUGACAGCGCAGCAGCUCAAGGAGAAUGUCGAGGCUGUGGUUGAGAAGCUGGUCGAGAAGCACAUCGAGCACAAGUGGCGAAAUGUGCGCGGCCUGUACAUCAAAGGCCCCACGACGAAGGCUCUUCCCAUAUGGUCAGCAGACGAAAUGUGGGUAGACGAGGAGAAGGUUUUGGACGAGGCUCCUACACGCGCGAUCACGGAGGACAGCAAGAAGGGCGAGAAGCGGAAGAAGUGGGAAGAGUGGGAAGAGGAGAUGCUCGACGACGAAGAUCUCGAGGAGAAGAGGGAACGCAGGAAAGCGAAGAAGUCGAAGAAGGACCCCGAGCAGACGAAGUCCCGCUCAAUAAGCAAGGAUAAGAGGAAUAAGUUGAAGCAGGAGGCGUUGUCUUCGGUGCAGACGCCGUUGAUCACUGGGUAG
Didymosphaeria variabile is the source of this 1182-nucleotide messenger RNA. RefSeq names its product proteasome-interacting protein cic1 (gene CIC1). NCBI's taxonomy places the organism in Eukaryota, Fungi, Ascomycota, Dothideomycetes, Pleosporales, Didymosphaeriaceae. The record is from RefSeq and is a predicted model, not a curated record. The coding region runs from base 1 to 1182 and encodes 393 amino acids. The transcript has 2 exons.